UCGCUGUAAGCUGUCACACAGUAGUUGUGGCGAAAGCAAGAGAAACCCUUUCCGCACGCGCGCACCCAACUGUUGCGCUACCCGGACAAACGACACGGCAGAAAAACAACGUUAUAUUUACCUGACAGCAACUUCCACAUACUCUACGGAUAAUUAUUCUCUCCUGUUUCUGCAAUGGCUGAUAUCAUACAAAGCAACGAGCAGUCCUCAUCUGACGUUGCAAAUCGAUUCGCCCGUAAAGGUGCUUUGAGGCAGAAAAACGUCCAUGAAGUGAAAAACCACAAAUUUAUUGCGAGGUUUUUCAAGCAGCCGACUUUCUGCAGUCACUGCACUGACUUUAUUUGGGGGUUUGGGAAGCAAGGAUUUCAGUGCCAAGUGUGCUGCUUUGUGGUCCAUAAACGUUGCCAUGAAUUUGUCACAUUCUCAUGCCCUGGAGCUGAUAAAGGGCCAGACACAGAUGACCCUAGGAGCAAGCACAAAUUUAAGAUCCACACCUAUGGCAGUCCCACAUUCUGUGACCACUGUGGAUCUCUUCUAUAUGGACUCAUACACCAAGGAAUGAAAUGUGACUCCUGUGAUACGAACGUCCAUAAGCAGUGUGUGAUGAACGUGCCAAGCCUUUGUGGAAUGGACCACACAGAGAGACGAGGACGUCUUUACUUGAAGAUCGAGGUGAUAGAAGAAAAAAUGCAUGUCACAGUGGGGGAAGGCAAGAACAUGAUUCCAAUGGACCCGAAUGGAUUGUCUGAUCCAUAUGUAAAACUCAAGUUGAUUCCAGACCCUAAAAAUGAGACAAAACAGAAAACGAAAACCAUCCGUUCUUCCCUGAAUCCGGCUUGGAACGAGUCAUUUACAUUUAAACUGAAGCCAGCAGAUAAGGACCGUCGGCUGUCUGUGGAGGUGUGGGACUGGGACAGAACCACCCGUAAUGAUUUCAUGGGCUCAAUGUCUUUUGGUGUGUCUGAGCUCAAGAAAUCCUCAGUGUGUGGAUGGUAUAAAGUGUUAAACCAGGAGGAGGGGGAGUACUACAAUGUGCCCAUUCCAGAUGAAGAUGAUGAGAAUACUGAGCUCCGACAGAAGUUUGAGAAAGCCAAAUUGGGUCCAUCCAAAAGAGCCACCACUCCUUUGGAUGAUAGUGGGUCCACUUUACCCUCAAGCAGUAUGGACAGAGUCAAACUCACAGACUUUAAUUUCUUGGCAGUGUUGGGAAAAGGCAGUUUUGGAAAGGUGAUGCUGGCUGAGAUGAAGUCUACUGGUGAACUAUUUGCUAUAAAGAUCCUUAAGAAGGAUGUGGUCAUCCAGGAUGAUGAUGUUGAAUGCACCAUGGUGGAGAAGCGGGUUCUGGCUCAGCAGGACAAACCUCCAUUCCUCACCCAGCUUCACUCCUGCUUUCAGACUGUGGAUCGUCUGUAUUUCGUGAUGGAGUAUGUUAAUGGUGGUGAUCUGAUGUACCACAUCCAGCAAGUGGGCAAAUUUAAGGAGCCACAAGCGGUGUUCUACGCUGCAGAGAUUGCUGUUGGACUUUUUUUCUUGCACAAGAAAGGAGUCAUAUACAGGGAUCUGAAAUUAGAUAAUGUCAUGCUGGAUGCAGAGGGUCAUAUUAAGAUUGCAGACUUCGGUAUGUGCAAGGAGAACAUUGUGGAGGGUGUGACCACCCGUACAUUUUGUGGAACGCCAGACUACAUCGCUCCAGAGAUAAUAGCAUAUCAGCCGUAUGGCCGUUCUGUGGACUGGUGGGCUUAUGGAGUGCUGCUGUACGAGAUGCUGGCGGGACAGCCUCCAUUUGAUGGUGAGGAUGAAGACGAACUUUUUCAGUCCAUUAUGGAGCACAACGUCUCCUACCCUAAAUCCAUGUCCAAAGAAGCAGUUUCCAUCUGCAAAGGGCUGAUGACAAAACACUCUUCAAAGCGUCUGGGCUGCAGCCCAGAGGGGGAAAGAGAUAUUAGGGAACAUGCUUUCUUCCGUCGGAUUGACUGGGAACGCCUGGAAAACAGAGAAAUACAGCCUCCAUUCAAACCCAAAGUGUGUGGAAAGGGGGCAGAGAACUUUGACAAGUUCUUCACACGCACACAGCCACAACUGACCCCUCCUGAUGAGCUGGUUAUCGCCAACAUCGACCAGGCUGAAUUUGAUGGAUUUUCCUUCAUCAACCUUCAAUUCAUCCAUCCCUCCAUCAUCAACAGUGAAUAAAAUGGGAAAAAGAGGGAAUGAAUGUGAAUCUACCUACUACCCCAAAACUCUGCCCUUGCCUUUACCCUUUUAUCUAACAAAUGUUAAAUCAAAACCACAACUCACGUCUUAAAUUAUGUCCAGUCUUUUUUUGUUUUGUUUUGUUAAAAAAUCGAGCAAUUCUUCUUCACUUUUUUCACAUCAUUUCAAUGUAGGCCAGUCGAAGAGUUUACCUUAAUGAUUGAAAAUAGAUUGAGAGAUUU
Messenger RNA from Sinocyclocheilus rhinocerous, 2432 nucleotides. RefSeq names its product protein kinase C, alpha, a (gene prkcaa). The transcript has 17 exons. Gene Ontology annotation, biological process: protein phosphorylation. Gene Ontology annotation, molecular function: diacylglycerol-dependent serine/threonine kinase activity; zinc ion binding; ATP binding. The record is from RefSeq and is a predicted model, not a curated record. The coding region runs from base 175 to 2190 and encodes 671 amino acids. Lineage: Eukaryota; Metazoa; Chordata; Actinopteri; Cypriniformes; Cyprinidae.